CAUAGUGCUGCACCAGCCGAGGAGAUUGUAUUUCGUAUACGGCGAAUGAUUUCCAGUUGUAGCACCUUUGACAGCAUCCACCACCUUCUUUCCCCUAACCUUUCAGAUGAUAUCUGCAGCUCCAUCUCGAUUCAAGGCUUUGCUGGCAUCUGUUUAUAGACGACCCCUACCUCGAACAGCUCAGUCCGCUAGGCAUUACACCAAUGGUCAGAAGCAAGAAGAACCAGUGAUUCCUCCUAUAAAUGAACUCUUAAGUAAAAAGUCCAUCAAGAAUGCUUGGGCAGCAUUAUCGACAACCAAGAAGCUUUUAUUUGGAGUAGUUGUCAUUAUAGGAGGUGCUGGGGAGUACGCCUUGAUGAAGAGAUACAUCUUGGAGCCGGCAAAGGAAAGAAAAAGAUUGAGGGAUCAAGAUUCAAAACUCAAUGCUCAGCUAGAUCUGGCAGGGGGUGAGAAUAAAAAUGUUCUUCCAGAGUCACAAUAGGCCUUUCGUAUACAAAUGCAUAUCGAAUAGAAGGAUCAUUGGAUAUCUCUGCUCUUUCCUUUUCUCUGUAUCAAGUAUGUGGAUCAAUUCACUAUCCAGUACUAUUCCCUAUAACAAUGUACCU
This is a messenger RNA of Cryptococcus deneoformans JEC21, 605 nucleotides long. RefSeq lists its product as hypothetical. The coding region runs from base 107 to 481 and encodes 124 amino acids. The record is from RefSeq and is a predicted model, not a curated record. The transcript has 4 exons. NCBI's taxonomy places the organism in Eukaryota, Fungi, Basidiomycota, Tremellomycetes, Tremellales, Cryptococcaceae.